Messenger RNA from Pyrus x bretschneideri (Chinese white pear), 1042 nucleotides. RefSeq names its product alpha carbonic anhydrase 4-like. Gene Ontology annotation, molecular function: carbonate dehydratase activity; zinc ion binding. The transcript is spliced from 7 exons. The record is from RefSeq and is a predicted model, not a curated record. Lineage: Eukaryota; Viridiplantae; Streptophyta; Magnoliopsida; Rosales; Rosaceae. The coding region runs from base 66 to 929 and encodes 287 amino acids.
UAUCUCUUCUUCUGACAUGCCGUUUCAUUCCGACUCCUCCCAAUCCAAUCACCAAAACCAAAUUCAUGAGCUUGUUCUACGUCGCCAUGACCAAACCCAACUUCUUCUUUCUCUUUCUUGCGUCUCUCCUCUUCUCGUCUCAUCACUCCUCCUUCACCAUUUGCAGUGCAGCAGUCAAGGACUCUGAUGAAGUUGGUGAUGAAACUCCAUUUACUUAUCUUGAAGGAACUGGUAAAGGACCAAAGAAAUGGGGACAAAUUGACCCUCAUUGGAAAGUUUGUGAUACUGGAAAAUUGCAGUCUCCAAUCGAUCUUCUUGACCAAAGGGUGCAAGUUUUCCCUCACUUGGGGAAAUUGAUAAGGGAUUACAAACCAGCUCCUGCUACUGUGAAGAACCGAGGUCAUGACAUCACGAUGAGGUGGAACGGAGAUGCAGGAAAAAUCAACAUAAAUGGGACUGAUUAUAGACUGUUACAAUGUCAUUGGCACUCACCCUCUGAACAUACGUUUAAUGGAACAAGGUAUGCUUUGGAGUUUCAUGUUAUUCAUUUAAGCUCUACCGGAAAGAUUGCUGUAAUUGGAAUUGUGUACAAAUAUGGUCGACCUGAUCCCCUCCUUUCAAAGCUAUUCCACCACAUAAAAUCGGUUGGGAAAGAAGAGGAGGUUGACAUAGGGGUUAUUAAUCCUGGGGAUAUUAAGUUCGGAAGCAGAAAGUAUUACAGAUAUAUCGGUUCUCUUACCGUUCCUCCGUGCACCGAGGGAGUAAUUUGGACAAUCGUCAAAAAGGUGAGGACAGUUUCAAGGGAGCAAGUGCAUGCACUAAGGGAGGCUGUACAUGAUGGAUUCGAGAUGAAUGCAAGGCCGACUCAAGAAUUGGAUGGAAGACCAGUGCUGUUAUACACUCCAAGGGACAAUGGAGGUUCUGCUUAAUUAGUGUCUAAUUACAUUAGAGAGGGAUAUGCGUGCUUUUUCUUCUUUACCCAUAUAUAUUGAAAUUGAAGUUUAAUAGUUUCCCACUUAUUGAAUGUUGGUUAUAUGCAUCA